GGCUGUCUCACUGGAGAGCCGAUCAGGUCGCCAGCUCACAUUCCAAGCAAGAAUGCACGCCUAGGCGACAUCCUUGCUACACAAUGCUACACAAUGCGAACUUGUAGGUCUACUUGAGGGUCUCGGGUGGCCACUGCUCUCCAGAAGGUCCUGGUUUUCUUCAUACCGUGGUGAACUCGACUUGAGUAGUAGUCGUGUUGUAUCGUGUACGUGUAGAGCAUUGCAGUUUCCUCUUUCUUUGAGAGGCAGCCACUUGAAAACAGGUCUGAGGUUUUCACGGAAAAGCUGUAGCUCGUCGAUCCGGGAUAACCGCGAGUGAAGCAACGAUGAAGAGGAGAACAUUUUCCAUCAAGGGCCUGUCCGUGAAACGGAGACCAAAGAUUCUCGAAGAUGAAGCCUUUGAUCCCGAAACACCCAAAGCAGCAUCCAAGAAGCAAUUGCGGGAGAGAAAUUCAUCAGACACGAAAAAGAAGCGUUCCAAAAAAGUCGACAAGCAGCCGGUGGAGACAGAUCAGCUCAGAGAACGUGAAAACGAUUCCGAAAGUACUCAAGACGCACCACCUCCAUAUACGGAGUACGAUGAAAACUCCAGUGAACCGACCGUGGGUCGUGAGGUGCUUAUAUCUUGGGACGAUGCGGUGCGUCGCUGCGUUCCAUUCAGCGAACUACAAGUGCACGAGUUGGACGAGUCGCAUGUCGACUCCUGUAGCACUCUGGAAGACGACUUGAUAUACGGCACCAACGAGGUUCUUAACCAGUACGAAUCCCUGCUGGACUGUGGCCAGAUAGGAGGUGCUGCUUGUGACGACGACGACACUGCCUCAAGACGAAGCAAUAUGGAUGGUAGCGCUAGCCUGCCAGCGCGCUACCUUAGCAGUAUUAGUGGACGAAAGACGUUCUCAAAGGUGAACUCUGUGCAAGACCUGAGGCUAGGAUCGAAGAUGUACGGAGCAUCCAACUCUGGACCGCAGUUCUAUGACCUUCAUGGCAAGGGGCUUUCCCUGCAGAGUCGAACUCUAACUGGAGAAGGUGUCCCGCAAGGAGCUCUAAGGCGAUCACUACCUACGUCCUAUGGCAGUCGACAACCGGAGAAUGUACUGCUGGAAUUGGACGGACCGAGAGUGCGUAACAACCCGCACGCUCAUGCACACGCGGCACCGAACCGAUAUUUCUCUCGCGGAUUCGGCGGAGGUGGAGGAGGCGGCAGUAGUAUCAGCCGCCGACGAUCGCCCCCACCGCGAGAGGAGCGCAUUGCCAACGGGCUUCGUCGCAGUGCAGGUGCUGGAUCAUCACCUCGCACACGCUCUCGCUAUACGCCAGCCAUUGCAGUACGCAGAGACCCGGUACCUAAUCAAACUGGGACUGCCUCUGCCCCUGCCGCUGGUAGCAGUCGAACAUUAGAACCUCCUGCCAACCUGAACGGCAUCUCGCCAUCAAACAGCGGACAGUUCGAUGCCCCCAACGCCACACCGGUUGGCAUUCUCAAGCGUGAUGUCGGUGAAACUCUGGAUACGGACAUGAAUGGUGGCGGUCUUGCAGAGGCUGAAACCCUCCGUACUAUGACAGACAAUAGUAAGAAAGAGAAGGCGGUGGUGUUCGGUGCAUAUCAACCCAAGAAACCCGAAGUCACGACGGCCAGCAGAAGGGAGGCGAAGAAGGUAGCAAUGAAGAAUAUGAAUGUGAGCAGAGCAAUGGAUGCAGCUGCAACUGGGAACAUUGUCGCCUUGCAACAUCUCUUACAAGUGAAAGUUCCAGGCAUUGAGUUUACCGCUCUGUCACGGGAUGAAGACCAGAAAGCAACUGUGAUCCACCGUGCAGCUGAAGCGGGUCAACUAGACUGCCUUAAGUUUCUGAUGGGCACUCUGCUAUCGCAUUCCAGCACGCCUCAGGACGCCACAACCCUGGUGGACAUUGCCGAUCGGACACCAGCCAUGCUAGCACUGCAAAAUGGUCACUUGGAUUGUUUGGAGUAUUUACUUCAGUGUGGUAACAGCGAUCUAGAGAUCGAUGACCAUGGACAUACGCUACUGCAUCACGCUGCCUAUCAUGGUCAGACACAAUGCUUGGGGUACCUGCUGGACUUGGCAAAGAAAAGUGGCAAGGAUUUGAAUGAGUAUUCUGAUGAUGUGGAUGUAACGCCAGCCCAUGUAGCUGCACAGCAGGGCCAUAUCGACUGCUUGCGUCUGUUGGUGGAGAAUGAAAUGGAUAUCUGUCAGUCGGAUGUGGACGGUCUCACUCCACUGGACUGGGCCAGCAAGGCCAACGAACCACUGUGUCAGCACUAUCUAACCAUGGUCGAGAAAUGCUGGGAUCUCACCGACCAACUCGAACAAGCUCAAGAAAAGCUGGACAGGGCUGUCCGCGAGGUGGGGCCUCUUCGUGACCAGCUAGAUGAGGCUCAAGUGAAGAAAAGCAAUUUACAGAAGACACUGGAUGUAACCAAGGCCCAGUGUGAUAAAAAGAUCGAGCAGAACGAAAGAGAUUGCGCCAAAGCACUCACGGCAUUUUUGCAUCUUCUGUCGCCGGAGCAGCAAAAGACCAUGUGCCAACAGCUGCCGACCUCUCUACUCAGUGCUCUGAGCCUGUCACAGAAGAAGUUAUCCUCCGACCAUCCGCUGCCGGAUAAAUCUCGCAGCCUACCCCGGCAGUUAGAUUCCGACCCGUCCUCACCGACUUCCAGUGAAGGUGACAGCUCAGAUGAUCGCAGCACAUCAUCCCAGCAAUCGCUUGGUGCGGACAGUGGCUGUGGAUUGGACAUGAGCACAGCACUAACCAAUGACGACAAUAAGCAGUCAAGGGAAGAGUUAGUAUGAGCUGCAUGUCAGGCCCGACCGAACCGGUCUGCUUGGUCAGGCUGCUUGGUCAGGCUAUCACCAGACCAACCUUUUGGCAGCCAACAUGUGUGUACUGCCUGAGGAGGAAGUGUGUACCCGUCGUAUCAUACACAAAGUGUGUACACGUCGUAUCAUACACACAGUGUGUACCCGUCGUAUCAUACACAAAGUGUGUACCCGUCGUAUCAUACACACAGUGUGUACCCGUCGUAUCAUACACACAGUGUGUACCCGUCAUAUUAUACACACAGUGUGAAAGGAUAUGAUAAUACAGGAGCAAUAGUCCUUAUGCACAUUGUACAGAGGUACGAAGUUCUGUACUAUGGCCGUAGGUGUGUACAUACCCGGUUGGGUGUUCAUUGUGUGCUAUACAUGCGCGUUUGACCCAUUUAGCCUCACAAUUCAUGGCAAACGAUCACUUUUCAAGCCUUCUUCACUUUGGGAUUGAACUAACGACUAGCUAGAUCUCUGCCGGAAAAAGAUUUCGUAUGAAAUGCCUUCAUGGCCCAUUUCAUAGUGGAAAUAGCAGUAAACACAAUAGGGUCCUGCACAUUCAACACCCAACCGGGUCUACGGGAUUCUACAAGAUUAUACGGGAUUUCGUGCAUCUGUACAAUGUGCAUAAGGCCUAUCGAAAACUGCUUCCUGCAUUCUGUAUGUGCGUGUACAUGUGGCAACCUUUCACCCAUGUAUGAACACCGUGUCCAGUGAAUGUGUAUCCAAGUAACUCAAAGCAUGCCUACAGUGUGUGGAGAGUUCAAGGAUGCAGACUGAGUGCAUGCAGAGCGCAGUCAGCAAAAAAGACUUUACUCUGUAGUUUCACUGUGCUCCUAUUUUGGUUUGAGAUUCUCUUCUUGUUUUUCACUGUACAAUAUAUAUUUUGUGAUCGCGAUUUUCUGGCUUUAUACUUUGUGUACAUUGGUACGGUUAUAUCAUUCUGAGCUAGGUGUUGUGAUCAAAUCGCACAUAACGCAUCUAUUUUUUUGCAACUUGCAGCAGUGUUAGAAUAACAUUCCCUGCCACACUAUAAUUAUGUCGAAUAUACCAAAGUAGACAGUUUCAGCUGUUGCAGCCAAAUUGGUUAAAGAGCUCCUUUUUUACGUCAAUAUUGUUGGCUACAGUUUCAUUGUUGUCUAGAAGGUGAUUCUUCUGGCAAAGUGUUUCCAUCACCGCUCGUUGUGACAACAAAGGCUGAUAUGGGUAUGUGCAUACCUGCUGUACAUAAUUAUUCUCAACUUCGCGCACUUUGAGUCUUGGCAACUGUGUGAUUAGUUUUGAAAAGUAUUGAUUGUGUCAUACAGUAGCAUUUAUGAAGAUGUGCCUUGCCCUACAAUUUGAAUGAUUGUCUCCUUCUUCUUUUA
Messenger RNA from Sycon ciliatum, 4195 nucleotides. RefSeq lists its product as uncharacterized. The record is from RefSeq and is a predicted model, not a curated record. Gene Ontology annotation, molecular function: ubiquitin protein ligase binding. Bases 327 to 2813 code for a protein of 828 amino acids. The transcript has 14 exons. Lineage: Eukaryota; Metazoa; Porifera; Calcarea; Leucosolenida; Sycettidae.